CCCAAAUCUUAAAAUAUGAAGGGAAUAGAAAAGAAAAAUGUAAAAGGAAAAGCACUAUUACUAGUUUAUCAAAUGGCCUGCCUAAAGCCAUUAGAACAAGCAUUGCACACCAUCUGUUUUUUCCUAUAGUUCAAAAUGUUCAUUUGUUCCAAGGUGUUUCACCGAACCUCCUUUUCCAACUGGUUCCUGAAAUGGAAGCUGAAUACUUCCCUCCGAAGCAAGACGUAAUUUUGCAGAAUGAGGCACCAACUGAUCUGUAUAUAAUAGUUUCAGGAGCAGUGGAAUUUAUAGCACAGAUUGAAGGGCUAGAGCAAACAAUUGGAAAAGCUGUUGCAGGAGAAAUAUUUGGAGAAAUAGGUGUUUUAUGUGGGAGAACACAGCCAUUUGCUGUUCGAACAACCGAGAUUUCUCAGAUUCUAAGGCUAAACAGGACAUCAUUGAUGAACAUUCUUCGAGCAAAUCCAGAAGAUGAACGGAUUAUUAUGAACAAUCUAUUGAUGGUAAGUAAACCAGAUUAUGUACUGGUAAAUUAUCCACUGUUUUUUUAAAUAAUUAAAAUGGGUGGGUUUAGUUAAAAUGGGUGGGUUUAGUUAAAAUGAGUGGGUAAUGGGUGGGUUUAAAAUUAUUUUAAAUAAUUAAAUUACAAUCAAUGGUUGAGUGCCACGUCAUUAAAAAUUAUUAUUUAAUUAUUUUUAAUUUUGGUAUGUUAAUGAAGGGGUAAAUUUGGACCCAAAGGUGGAUGUGAAAGGUAUUUGGGGGCCAAUAGGUGGAUGGAGGGCAAUUGUGUAUCAUUUUCAAUACUUUGAGGGUAUUUUAGGCCCUUUUCCGUAUAAAUAAUAAAGAAUCGUGCACGGGGAAAUUGAUUAAUUUGUAAUAAAAUGAAUAUUAAAUGAGUGUUUAUAAAAAGUAUGGUUAAUGGAGAGGAGGUUUGAUUGCUUUGAUUAAUUAAUUCUUGGUAUGUUAAUAUAUCUCUUGAUGUUGUUUGAGCUUAUGAAUAAGAUUUAGACAGACAUGUUUUUCUUAAGGAAAAGUUUUAAAGAAUAUUCAAUAAGAAUCUGUUUGUUAACUAUCUGUUACAAAUUUCACAAUUUAAAUUUGUUUAACUUCUUUACUAUCCUAAAUAUAAAUGAUUAUUUUUAUCUCAUAUAAGUUUUCUUUAACUUAUUCUAAUUUAUUUUCUUCUUUCUUUGUUGUACGUGAACUCCUCUUGAGUCCAUUUGGACUCCAUUUCCCCUCUUUCUCGCACCCGAGAUGAGCCAUAAAGGUUCCAGUUACUUCAUCGAGUCAGACAACCAAAAAAAGGCGUACAGGUCCUAAGUCGAAAAGAUUCAAAUCGGAGAAGUUGAAAAUUUGGGGGGCUAAGAAGCCCAAGUUUAUUUCCUUAAUGUUGUAUUUUGUUCUUUUGGGUCUAAGGUCUUGUCGCUUUUUAUUUAUCCUUUAUUAUUAUCUUUAGAACUUUAGGACAUGUACCAAGAAAGUGAGCAAAAGACCUAAACAAAUGGGAUCCAAAUACUGGUCCAUGCAGACAGAAAUCUAAUUUGGACCCAAAUACUCUCUCU
Messenger RNA from Solanum lycopersicum (tomato), 1559 nucleotides. RefSeq names its product potassium channel KAT1-like. Gene Ontology annotation, biological process: potassium ion transport. Gene Ontology annotation, molecular function: voltage-gated potassium channel activity. NCBI's taxonomy places the organism in Eukaryota, Viridiplantae, Streptophyta, Magnoliopsida, Solanales, Solanaceae. The record is from RefSeq and is a predicted model, not a curated record.